Molecule: messenger RNA, 1372 nt
Organism: Nasonia vitripennis (jewel wasp)
Lineage: Eukaryota; Metazoa; Arthropoda; Insecta; Hymenoptera; Pteromalidae
Product: POC1 centriolar protein homolog A
Exons: 6
Coding region: 156-1370 (404 amino acids)
Biological process (GO): cilium assembly
Cellular component (GO): centriole; ciliary basal body
Molecular function (GO): protein binding
Source: RefSeq, a predicted model, not a curated record
CGAAUAAGCAUUGAGCAGCAUAUUUCUGUAUCAACCUUGCAAAAAGAUCACAGAAUCUAUAUUUUUUCACGAGGAAAUUGGAAGAACCUGGUGUUUUAGGUUAUUUAACGGAAAAUCGUUCAAAUUUAAGUUUUGAAAAAGGAACUCUUUUAAUCAUGGAGUGUGACCCUGUAGUUGAAAAACAUUACAAAGGGCACAAUGGUACAAUAACUGGAUUAUCAUUUCAUCCUGAGACAACAAAAAUUGUAUCAAGCAAUCUUGACAAAACGUUGAUGGUGUGGAGUAUUGCUGAUUCAACAAGAGCUUAUCGGUUUCAUGCUCAUAAGGAUGAAGUGUUAGACGUUGAUUAUGCUCCUUCCGGAGAAGUGUUCGCGAGUGCUUCAAAAGACAGAACUGUAAGAAUAUGGGUUCCAAAAGUUAGAGGGGAAUCUUUGGAUUUUAUAGCUCACCAUGGAGCUGUAAGAUCUGUGCAAUUUAUUGCAGAUGGUAGCAAGCUAGUGACAUCUUCAGAUGACAAAAUUGUAAAAUUGUGGAUGGUCUGUCAAAGGCGAUUUUUGAUGUCAUUCACUGGCCAUACAAAUUGGGUAAGAUGUGCCAAAUUUUCUCCUGAUGGAAAGCUGAUAGCAUCUUGCAGUGAUGAUAAGACUGUUAAAAUCUGGGAUAUUGCAAGUAAUACUUGUAUAAAAACAUUUACUGAAAUGAAAGCAUCAUUUCUGGACGUUGAAUUUCAUCCUAAUGGGUUAGCUGUUGGUGCAGCUAAUACAGAUGGUUGUAUAAAAAUUUAUGACUUAAAAACAGGCAAUUUGCAGCAGUGCUAUGAUGCGCAUGAAGGACCAGUUAAUAAAGCAAGAUUUCACCCCAAUGGAAAGUUUAUGUUAACUGCUUCACAAGAUUAUACUCUAAAGGUGUUGGACUUACUAGAAGGUAGACCAAUUUAUACACUUAAAGGACAUGCAAAUGGUGUUACUGCGAUAACGUUUUCCAAAAAUGGAGAUUAUUUCGCAUCUGGUAGCUCUGAUCGCCAACUUUUUGUGUGGAAAUCUAACUUUGAUAAAGGUGAAAGACCCAUAUUUCAAAGUGAAAAACUUAUACCACUUGACACUAAAUUAAAAUUACAGAAUGCAACCCUUGAUACCUGUGAGAUUGUGAAUGACGUGAGCUCUGAAGACAUUAAUAAUCGAUCACAGCUCUUAAAAAGGGAAAUUAAAUCUAUGCUAUCUACCUGUAAAAAUGACUCUUUUAGAAAAUCAAGCAAAUUAAGCAGAAGAGAUAGUAUAAAAGCUCUCAAAGAAGAAAUUGCAAUGCUGCAUGAUACUGUAUCAAAUCUGGAGCUACAAUUAAGUUUAGUUGAGGAUGAGUAUAAAAAAUGAAA